AUGGGAUUCAGCAACACAUCGUAUCUGAAUCCCAGGACAGUGAUCCUGAUUGGCAUCCCUGGAUUAGAGCAUGUGCAAUUUUGGAUUGGAUUUCCCUUCUUUGCUGUGUGCUUGUUGGCUCUGGUUGGUAAUAUCUUCUUACUAAUCAUCAUCCCAACAGAACGCACCCUGCAUCAACCUAUGUACAUCUUUCUGGCGGUACUGGCAGCCACUGAUCUAGGGCUCUGUAUGGCCAUUGCUCCAAAGAUGUUGGCUAUUUUCUGGUUUGGUUUUUGCUCCAUGGCAUUUGAUGCCUGCCUUACCCAACUCUUCUUUAUCCAUGCCUUACAGGGUACGGAAUCUGGCAUUCUUCUGGCCAUGGCCUUUGACCGCUAUGUUGCCAUCUGUGAUCCAUUGAGGCACACAUCCAUUUUAACACCUUAUGUUUUAGUUAAGAUGGUGAUGGUAGUAGCAAUCCGGGCAACAAUGCUUGUUGGCAUUUUACCCAUUCUACUCAAAAGAUUGCAACUUUUCCAAUCUGUGAUCAUUGUUCAUUCUUAUUGUGAGCAUAUGGCUGUGGUCAAGCUGGCUGCUGAAGACGUCCAUGUCAACACAUCAUACGGGCUUUUUGUGGCAUUUGCAAUUCUAGGUUUUGACAUGAUGUUUGUUUUCAUCUCUUACAUUCUGAUUUUCCGAGCUGUUUUCCGCCUUCCCCAGAAGGAAGCACGACUCAAAGCAUUCAACACUUGUACUGCUCAUAUUGUUGUAUUUCUUGAGUUUUAUAUCCUUGCUUUUUUUUCCUUCUUUAGCCAUCGUUUCGGUCAUGUGUCACCCUAUGUCCACAUUCUCUUGUCUACCAUCUAUCUACUUGUGCCGCCAGCUCUUAACCCCAUUGUCUAUGGAGUAAAGACCAAGGAGAUCCGCAGGCGGGUGUCUCAGAUUUUUAUUUUUAAUACACAACACUGA
This is a messenger RNA of Echinops telfairi (small Madagascar hedgehog), 945 nucleotides long. Its product is annotated as olfactory receptor 52A1-like. Lineage: Eukaryota; Metazoa; Chordata; Mammalia; Afrosoricida; Tenrecidae. The record is from RefSeq and is a predicted model, not a curated record. The transcript has a single exon. The coding region runs from base 1 to 945 and encodes 314 amino acids. Gene Ontology annotation, biological process: G protein-coupled receptor signaling pathway. Gene Ontology annotation, molecular function: olfactory receptor activity; G protein-coupled receptor activity. Gene Ontology annotation, cellular component: membrane.